AUGAAUGCCCUGGAUGGUGUCCCCUUCAAGGUGCCCAAGGGCUUUGUGAUAGGCACGGAGCCCCUCCCUGGGCCAGAGCUCAGUGUCCCAGACUGCAGGGAGCUUCUGCUGGGUUCUAUGCACGACUUCAGCCUGGAGAGGAGGGCACUCUUCUGGGUGGAGGCUGUAGUCCGGGGACCCUGCCUGGUCCAAUGCGAUGCCCCGGGGGCAGCUUCAGCCCCUCCCGCCUGGCUCUUGCUGGUCAGCCCUGAGCAAGGGCUGGAGCCCAUGCCUGCCGCAGCCGAAGGUCCUGAGGCCAGACCACAGGAGCAUCCUGAGGAGGAAGAGGUGGAGGAGGAGGACCAGGAUGAGGAAGAAGCCUCCUCUGCCAUGGAGGAAGAGCCAAAUCCCUGCAGCCCCCAGCCCAGCUCCUCGGCGAGCCCCAGCCUGGGCCAACACCGGUGCUCGCUGGACGUGCUGCGCGGCGUGAGGUCGGAGCUGGCCGGGGCGCGGCAGCGGCUCUCUGAGUGCAGGCUGGCCGCCCGCCCCCGCAGUCUCCUGCACCGCAUCCGCCAUCGAGCUCUGAGCCUCUGCCCCGGCCCCGCGUCACCCCUGGGCCCGGCACUCCCGCUCCCCAGCGCCCCCGCGCCGCCCCCAGGCCCCGAGCCAUCGCUCCCCAGCAUCCCCGCGCUGCCCCCUCGGCCCUCCACGGCUGGCGCCGUGCCCCCGCUGCGGAGCCACAGGCUCGCGGUUGCGUCCCUCAGCCUGUAUACCUGCCUGCCACCUCCUGGGCAGGUGCCCCAGCCUCUCGCCACCCACAGAUUGCACCCUGAUUCUGCUGACUUGCUGUCCGCCCUGAGCCAGGAGGAGCAAGACCUCAUCAGGCCAGUGGUCGCCCUGGGGUAUCCCUUGCACAGGGCCAUCAUGGCUCUACAGAAGACUGGGCGGCAGAGCCUCAGCCAGUUUCUCAGCUACCUUAGCGCCUGUGACCGGCUAUUGCGACAUGGCUACGAGGAGAGCCUGGUGGAUGAGGCCAUGGAGAUGUUCCAGUUCUCCGAGAGCCAGGCAGGGGAGUUCCUGCGCCUCUCGGAGCAGUUCAGCGACAUGGGCUUCCAGCAGGACCGGAUCAAGGAGGUGCUGCUGGUCCACGGCAACCGCCGUGAGCAAGCCCUGGAGGAGCUGGUAGCCUGCGCCCAGUGACCCUGGACGCACCUCGCAGUGCCCAUGCAUCCCUGGCAGUCCAUCCUGACUCUAUUAUGAAAACCACAUAAGAAUAACAAAUUGAGGCAUACUCAUUGUAAAAAUGCAAAUGAUGCCAAGGGUGGGAAUAAAUACUGUAAAGGUGGCAAAACUUUACCCAUCUUAGGACUUCAACUGGGGCUCUUUAACAAAAAGAUAGAUUAACAAGAGAAAAAUAAAA
Eubalaena glacialis (North Atlantic right whale) is the source of this 1399-nucleotide messenger RNA. It is a transcript of the gene UBAP1L, whose product is annotated as ubiquitin associated protein 1 like. The record is from RefSeq and is a predicted model, not a curated record. Gene Ontology annotation, molecular function: ubiquitin binding. Gene Ontology annotation, biological process: ubiquitin-dependent protein catabolic process via the multivesicular body sorting pathway. Lineage: Eukaryota; Metazoa; Chordata; Mammalia; Artiodactyla; Balaenidae. The transcript is spliced from 5 exons. Bases 1 to 1179 code for a protein of 392 amino acids. Gene Ontology annotation, cellular component: ESCRT I complex.